Molecule: messenger RNA, 2420 nt
Organism: Salvelinus sp. IW2-2015
Lineage: Eukaryota; Metazoa; Chordata; Actinopteri; Salmoniformes; Salmonidae
Product: protein L-Myc-1b
Biological process (GO): regulation of transcription by RNA polymerase II
Molecular function (GO): DNA-binding transcription factor activity, RNA polymerase II-specific; RNA polymerase II cis-regulatory region sequence-specific DNA binding; protein dimerization activity
Source: RefSeq, a predicted model, not a curated record
UGCUAAUGAACCUCGGGGUUUACUCGGAUAAGGCGCUGCAGAUAUUUACUCCCUACUUUAUCAUCUUCACACUGGCGCAAAAAACGGUCUGUGUGGCUUAUAUUUACCAGACUGUAGGCGGAAUCAAUUGCACUACUUUUUCUACACUACCCUGCUGAAAGAAAUACCGAACUUCAACUUUGUUUUCAUACAUUUCGUUGGGAGUAACCUCUUUUACGGUUUUACUUAUUUUCUCUGAUGAGGAGUUCCAACUACUAGCUAGCAUACCAACUGAUACGAAGUAGACUCCCAUGCCGGAAAUUGCGGAUUGGGAUCCUAAAUAAACCGGUCGUGUAAAGAUUCUCAAAGAUCAGUCGGUGACUAUCAAUGCUUGGAAUAAACUCAAGAGCAUCGCAUUGUGACAGCUGGGAGAUGGAGUACGACUGCUAUCAGCACUAUUUCUUAGAUGACCUUGACAAAGAGGAGGAUUUCUACAAGUCAACCGCACCAAGUGAGGACAUAUGGAAAAAGUUUGCACUAUUGCCCACCCCUCCCAUGUCUCCUAACAGGACAAUCAGCGGUGGUACCUUGUACUUUACCCCUGGAGACAAGUUCGGCUGGCUGUCCAAGGUCUUGGGCCAGGACGAGGAGUACGAGGGACCCGACACCGYAGAGCUUUUUGGGAACAUGAGUUCCAUUAUUAUCCAGGACUGCAUGUGGAGUAGUUUCUCGGCCAGUCAGCACUUGGAGAAAGUCAGUGAGCGCCUGUCAGCUGCAGCCCAGGCUCGUCUCUCCCCACCAGCACCCCAGAACAAUGUGACUAUGAGUGCCAGCAAAGCACAGUGCACCCCGCUGACCCCACCUGACUCUCCACUGCCCAGCACUGUGGCAACAGAAUGCGUUGACCCAGCGGCUGUGCUCACCUUCCCAACCAUCGGCUGUAGGAAACCGGCAUCAUCGGGCUCUGAGUCUCGCUCCGAUUCCUCUGACGACGACGAUGCGGUGAUUGACGUGGUGACUGUGGAGAGCAAGCAGAGCCGAGCCCGACUGGUGGGCAGCCGUAAGCCUGUGACCAUCACUGUCCGAGCUGACCCCUGCCCAAAGCGUUUCCACAUGUCUGUGCACCAGCAGCAGCACAACUACGCAGCCCCUUCCCCUGAUAGCGACCCUGAGGAUGAUGAGGAACCACAGAGUAAACGGUCCUAUCCAGACUCCAGCCACCACCAGCAGCCAGACUCCCCCACAGCUUCCUCUGCAGACAGCCCCCAGAGCUCUGACGCUGAGGACACUGACCGCCGGAAGAACCACAACUUCCUGGAGCGGAAGAGGCGGAACGACCUUCGCUCUCGCUUCUUGGCACUGCGGGAUGUGAUCCCGGGCCUGGUGGAGUCGGCCAAGGCCCCUAAGGUGGCCAUCCUGACCCAGGCCACAGAGUACCUGCUCCAGCUGCACAGCAGAGAGAAGCACCAGGCUCAGGAGAGGAAACGCCUCAAAGCCCGCCAGCAGAAACUCCUCCGGAGGCUAGCCGACCUUAAACGCUCCUGAGGAUAGAAACUAACUAUGCAACAGACUCUUAACAAAUAAACUGCCUCAUUCUCAGAAGCCAAUGACUAUUCUCUAUUAGCAAAGUUWAAAAAAAUGAAUAAACUGAACUUUAUGCGAUGGACUUCUUUUAAAACUGUGGAUCUCAGAGUCUGUGAACCCAUGGUGGGAGAGGCUGGUGUUGUUUUUAUUUAUGUUUUCUCUCUUUGCACAUUGAGUGAUGACAUGGUGGUAGUGGACUAGAUGAGACAGAAACAUGUUGUGUUGAUAUUGGUAGGUGAUGCUGUGAUUAAACCAGAAUGAAACUUACUUCCAAAUGUCAUGUCUCUUGUUUGUCAGUUAAGUUCCUUGAUAGCCUUGUCUGUUUAUUUCUGUGAUGAAUAGUCCAUGCACACUUGGAUUGAAGUUUAUUGAUGAAACACUGUAAUGUGUACACUGGGAGGGACUAAUCUUUUUYUUUUCAUGACUGAUUUAUUUUGAUGUACAAAUUGUUCUGUAAAUAAUAGCAUAUUGCUCUGUUAAGGAGACAUGAAUAUUGCUAUUCUCUAAAACUGGCUUUAGAGCUUCUAUUUUGUUAAAAUGACAAAAGUAGAACUGCUAUACUUUAUAAUUACACAUGUCACUUUGCGAUGCUAUURUUUACUGCUUAUUCCUCUUGGGUUGAAUUUAAUUUGUGUACACAUGACCAGAUGCAUAAAAUGUUGAUACCAGAUUCCAAGAAUUGUGAUUUUGUUUCUUUGAUGGUUCUUUCAGAUUAUAUUGCAACAGCAUUGUUACACUGCUUAAAUUCACUAGCAUGUUAUUUCCUAGCUAAAAUGACUUUUUAAACAAGACUGAUUAAAAGAGAACCAGCAUGACACACGGACUAAAUCAUGAAUGCAUAAAGAUUUUACAAAAGG